AUGGUCGCAAUCCAGGCAAAAUGGCACAAGGUCGUCGAAGCCGAGAUCCUGCAGCGCUCCUCGCAGGUCGUGUCGGUCGUCAACCAACGGGCGUACAUCUUCGGCGGAGAACUGCGGCCCCGUGAGCCGCGCGACAACGACGUGCAUGUCCUCUCGUUGGGGGAGGGUCAAAACCCCGCCCUCUCGUCUGCGCCCUCAACGUCGCAGCCCCCCUCUGCACGCGUAGGCACGGCAGCAGCCACCUUGAACAACAAGCUGUACCUCUUCUCCGGACGAGGCGGCGUCGCCAUGGCACCUAUUGAAGAGCAAGGCGCGGUCUGGGAGUACGAUCCGGAGUCGGCAAGCUGGACGCUCCUAGCACCGGCAGAUGCUACGGCUGCAAGCCCCGCUGCACGUAGCUACCACUGCACCACCAGUGACGGGGCCGACACCAUCUACGUGCACGCCGGCUGUCCCGAGAAGGGCCGGCUAUCGGAUCUGUGGGCCUUCAAUGUCGCGCAGCGGCAGUGGACGGAGCUUGCGGCGGCGCCGGACCCGCCGCGAGGGGGUACGUCGAUUGCGUUUGCUGGCGGCAAGCUAUUUCGCAUGAAUGGGUUCGAUGGGAAGACGGAGCAGGGGUCCAAUGCUUGGGUGUCGCAUUCGUAUGCCCCUGAUGGGAAGGCGGGCCCAACGCCGCGGAGUGUGAGUGCGUUGUUGCCUAUCGUCGUUGGUGGCCGGGAUUAUUUGGUUACUUGUUUUGGGGAACGGGAUCCCAGUUCGUUGGGGCACCAGGGGGCUGGGAAGAUGUUGAGUGAUGUGUGGGCAUUUGAAAUCGACAGCAAGACUUGGACCCAGGUGGAAACCCAGGGCAAUGAACUUCCUGCCGCGCGUGGCUGGUUCGAUGCUGAUGUCGAUGGGAAAUCCUCGCUUGUCGUCCAGGGUGGACUGGGAGAGACCAACGACCGGCUGGGGGAUGUGUGGCGCCUCGAGUUUUCUUAA
This is a messenger RNA of Penicillium alfredii, 978 nucleotides long. Its product is annotated as Kelch repeat protein. The record is from RefSeq and is a predicted model, not a curated record. The transcript is spliced from 3 exons. Bases 1 to 978 code for a protein of 325 amino acids. Gene Ontology annotation, molecular function: protein binding. NCBI's taxonomy places the organism in Eukaryota, Fungi, Ascomycota, Eurotiomycetes, Eurotiales, Aspergillaceae.